AUGGUUAAGAAGUGGUUUACUGAGUUCCGUUGUGGUCGUACCAGCACAAGUGACGCCGAACGUUCAGGUUGCCCAAAAGAGGUCAUCACGCCAGUAAUCGUCGAUAAAAUCCAUAGAAUGAUAUUGGACGAUAGGAGAGUGAAAGUGCGUGAGGUGGCUGAGGCUCUAGGCAUCUCAACUGAGCAGGUACAUCACAUUUCACAUGAAUAUUUGGACAUAAAAAAAUUAUCCGCUAGAUGGGUGCCACGAUUGUUUAUAAUCGACCAUAAGCGCAACCGUGUGACCACUUCAAAGGAGUGUUUGACGAUGUUCAACCGCAAACCGAACGAGUUUUUGCACCGUUUUGUAACCGUGGACGAAACGUGGAUCUAUCACAACACUUUAGAGACGAAGGAACAAUCGAAGCAGUGGGAUUAUUCGUGUGAACGUGCACCAAAGAAGGCCAACGUAGGUCUGUAG
Belonocnema kinseyi is the source of this 459-nucleotide messenger RNA. RefSeq lists its product as uncharacterized. Lineage: Eukaryota; Metazoa; Arthropoda; Insecta; Hymenoptera; Cynipidae. The coding region runs from base 1 to 459 and encodes 152 amino acids. The record is from RefSeq and is a predicted model, not a curated record. The transcript has a single exon. Gene Ontology annotation, molecular function: nucleic acid binding.